AUGGCAGAACAGGUCAACAUCCUUUCAAAGGAAUUUUGGAUGCCAGACUCUUCUUCAAAGAUGUGCUCUAAUUGUGAAAAACCUUUUACAUCAAUCAGAAGACGGCACCACUGCAGAUAUUGUGGAUUUUUAUUUUGUUCGAAUUGUACAAGAUCUAACUCUCAAAUAAUUUUUUUUAACCUUUAUUAUUUCCAUCAAAAUAUUUUAAUUCUUAUAACAUUUUUGAUAAAUAUGAACGAAACACUGUUACUAUUCAAUUACUAGGAUAAGAGAAUUCUUCCCGAUGGUGUUCAAAUUUUAAGAGCUUGCGAGCCUUGCAUAAAUGCUUUGUCUGCACCAAAAAGACCAUCAAGAACUUACCUGACUCGGCAAAUGACUAUUCAUAAAGUUCAAGACCCCUCUAAAGCUGUAGGACAAAAUGAGCAAGAGCAAGAAACAUUGCAAGAAAAAAUCAAGGAAGCUGAAGUCCAAAUCAAAGAACUAAAUGUGAUAGAUUUGCUAGGCGAAAUGAAUAGCAUGAGUGGAAGUGAAUAUGAACAAUACACAAAUGAUUUUAUGGAAUUGAGGACAGAAGCAGUUUUAAGAGAACUUGAGCUUGGACUUGAUAAAAAAGAAAUGAUUAUUGAGUUGGUUAAAAAGGUCGUAGAAACCAUUUGCCCAUCAACACAAUUUAGAGAUGACUUAAUGGAUUUGAGCUCAUAUAUUAAAUUUGUUAUGGUUGAAUCUGCAGAUACAUCUUUGACAGAAUUUGUAAGUGGAGUUAUAAUUAAACAAAAUGAUGCGAAAAGGCUUGAAACGAUAGAUAAUCCAAAAAUUUUAAUGCUACUAGGAAUGGACAAUGAGCAAAAUAUUGAAAAUAAUAUUGAUGCAGAAGAAAAGCAGGCUGGAUUAGAUUCAAAUUAUUCAAGAAUGGUAAUUAAAAGGAUCCAAAGUAUAAGACCAAACAUAAUUCUGCUUGAAAAGUCCCUCAAUAAAUCAACUGUUCAGGAACUUGAGAAAUUAGGAAUUACAAUUCUAAUGAAUUUAAAGCCAAAACAAUUAGAUUUAGUUGCAAGAGUUUUAGGAGGAAAGGUGCUUGAAUCUGUAUAUCAUUCUUCAUUUUUGGAUUUAUAUUUAGGAAACUGUACAGAAUUUUCCUCUAAAAAAUUGGAAAACGAUCGGUAUGUUUACUUUUCAGGCCCAAAAUACUCAUCAAUUGGAGGUUCCAUAAUACUAUCAGACACUAGCAAAAAAAUAUUAAAAUCAACAAAAAUGGCUCUUAAAAGACUCUUAAAUGAGUAUAGACACAUUAAAUUAGAAACUCAAUUUUACUUACAAGCAAACAUAAAGCCUUUUUCCAACAUUUUUUUGAGUAUGCAUAAUAUGAAUGCUAAUUUUAUUUAUUUAUCCAUUAGCAGAAACCAGAUUUGCCGAAAAUCAAACUUAUCAGGAUUUUUGUUCUAUGGAAUUGAUGACCAGCCCCUUGGUGAAUUUUUAACGGCAAUUAGCCAAGAAAUAGAUGAAUACUGCGACUAUGGCUGUGGAAACUACCUUAAAUCUCAUACUUAUUAUUUUGUGAAAAGCAAUGGUAGAGUUAAAAUUUCUUUUUCAAAAGUGAUUAAUUCCGGCGUCGGUGAUGAAAUUAAAAUGUUUAUUUCUUGUGCUCACUGUAAAAGUGAUGAAGAAAACCCUAUCAAUGUGAGCAGGUCUAUAUGGGAAUUAUCUUUUCACAAAUUUAUCAGCAACUUUUUGCUUAACCAGUAUAUAACUCAAAAGAAAUGCAGCCAUGAUUUAUAUAAAUCUCAUAAAUUUAUUUUUCUUUUGGCUUCUGCGAGAAUAAGCAUGAUUUGGGAAGAAAAUCAUAUGUAUGAGCUUGUUCCUCAAAAUUAUAACUGUGAGGCACCAGCUGACCAUGAUAGAGAGGCUGUCGAAAUUUUAUUUAAUAUGCUGAAAGAAAACGGAAUGCUAAUUUUGAAUUUUUUGCAUAGUUUCAUAUGUGAGCUAAUUGAAAAAAUUAAUAAAGAUAAGCAAGAAGACCAAGAAGAAUGGAAUGAAAUGUAUAAAAAGAGUACAGCUAUUAAAGAAGAGAUUGAACAGAGAAGAGACAAGCUGGAGAAUACUGAAGUUAAUAUCUGCAAUAAUUAUUUUGCAAUUGAAAAAGCUAAAAGAAGCUUGUUUCUUAAAUGCUGUAAUAUGAAAGUGCAGUCAGAAGUAACAAGCAACAAUGUAUUAAGGCUAAAAUUAGGGUUUAAAACUGUAAUUGCAGAAUCAAUACCAACUAGAGGGCCUAGAUCUGACUCAGAUCCUGCAAUUUCAAUGAAGCCUCUGGCUCUUCCACUUACUGUAGCUCCAUUCAGUGAAAAAGAUAAAUUCCUAGACCAUCCUGCCUUUACAUUCUUGAAGCAUGGGAACAUGACAUUACCUUUAGGGAUUAAUAAACAGUGCAUCUCAGUUGAAGAAAAAGACAGAAUGUCUAUAAUUGCUUACUCUUUAAAUUCCGUACAAUAUCAAAAAUAUAUGUCAGCAUUUGCAGAAGAUUUUAAAGAAACAAUUGAAAAUCAGCUAUACAUAAAUGACCAUUUUACAUUCCAUGCUUCAAAUUAUGAAGAAAAUAAUAGGAAAGAUGAUUUCAGGCGGCUUUAUGGAGACCGAAUAUCAAUUAGUACUACAGCGUAUUUUCCUAAACAAUUUGAUGCUUUCAGGAAACUUUUAUAUGGCCAGAAUUUCGAUCUAAUUAACUCGAUAAUAAAAUCAAAAUUAGAUGACGAAUCAUUCGGUCCCAAAAAAUUUUUUAUUUCACAUGAUCAUCGAUUUUUAUUGAAAUUAAUUACUGAGCAAGAAUUUUUGAUGCUUACCCAGCUUGCUCCAAAUUAUUUUCGUCAUAUUUAUAGACACUUUUAUAGAGAAAUGCACUCAAGACUGUUAAAAAUUAUUGGACUAUAUAAAGUAGUAUUCAAUAAUCACUAUUCUGGCUGAAGCAGAAUUGAAUACUUAUGUUUAAUGGAAAACUUGAGAUACAGAAUGCCAUUGAAUUCAGUUGUGUAUGAGCUGAGAGGGACAUCAAAAAAAGACCAUAGGAAUAGAAAAGGGGAUAUGACUUUUCUAAAUGAUUUUGAUGGGCUUCCAAUCAAUUUAUCUUGGGAGGAAAAACAAAUAUUAGACGCUGGGAUUUGAAAUGACUCUAUUUUCCUAUCAAAACAAAAUAUCGUGGACUAUACAUUGCUGGUUGUGAUUUCCAGCGAUAGAAAAGUCAAUAUUUCCUUGAUUGAUUAUUUCCAACAAUACACUCUGUCCCAUGCGAUAAAAAACAGUGGGAUUAAAGAAGAAUUAAACCCUCCAUUACUGCCUUAUACCUAUAAAGAGCGAUUUCGCAUGCAAAUAAGCCAAAGCUACUUUCUUUGUCCUGAUAAAUAUAAUUAA
Molecule: messenger RNA, 3399 nt
Organism: Blepharisma stoltei
Lineage: Eukaryota; Ciliophora; Heterotrichea; Heterotrichida; Blepharismidae
Source: the annotation of a GenBank genome assembly